Molecule: messenger RNA, 2511 nt
Organism: Exophiala mesophila
Lineage: Eukaryota; Fungi; Ascomycota; Eurotiomycetes; Chaetothyriales; Herpotrichiellaceae
Exons: 3
Coding region: 841-2106 (421 amino acids)
Biological process (GO): protein ubiquitination
Source: RefSeq, a predicted model, not a curated record
CUAAGGUGCUAAGGUACCUAAGGGUUGGGGUUCGUCCCUGAGGUAUCAUUCACUCAUCAUAUCGACAGUCUCACUCUUGCACAGCCUGGCGCCACGUCCUGCUCGUUGCCGCCGGUGCCGCAAUUCGCACUCGCACCUGCACAACUGCAUCCCGCACUUGCACUCUCACCAUUGCCCACCAACAUCCACUCACUCACUCAGUCUCGCUCUUCUCAUCACUUCCACCUCAUCGCCUCGCCACACACACACUCUCUCUCUUCCCGCCCUCCCCCACUACAUUGUGGUUCUGUGAACCCUCUCCCUCCGUGACUCCCUCCUCUCUAUCCUGCUGGACCUACUGCGAUAUCAAGGUGACCCAGAGCGUGGCAAUGAAGCUUGGUUGGCCAUGACCGGAAAAUAUCACGUAUAACACCUAUUCCAUAUAAUACGUCCACCAGGUUGCAAUGUGUAUGUUGUUUGCCUUGGACUCUCGCUUUCCUGUCCAACCCUGCUGAUCCGCAAACAGCCGCUCAAGAUUUUGGCGUCGUUGCCAUUGUCAUCCCCGAUGGAGUUUCGGACCGUAGCAAUGGUGCGCGGCUGGUCAAUGAUGCCUACGGCUUCUCCUUGAGAGCGUCAGGAAUCGUUCGUACUCUUUCAUCCAACAAUCCUUCUGGCUUCGAUAUCAUCCAAGGCCUCCUCUACUACCCUGAACUCGACCGAGACGAUCCAUGUUAUAAUGAGACGAGACCUCUAGUCCCCUCCAAUGUCACCACACGCGCCCAGAUACCUCUCGGCAAUUAUCCUCUCAUCUCCGUCGCACCAUGGACCUCCGUAGACUGCGUCCAGUCUUAUCUGGAGGUCAUGCGCUUUGACAAUGUUCGCGCAGGCAUGUUCUUCCAAAAUGACAACUCCAGCGAUCGUCCUCCUGCUGUCAGUGACCAUAUAUGGAGUCUCAACGAUGGAGGACAGUGGCAGAAUGACAACAGAUUCCCUGUCUAUGCUUUGCCCGGCAUGUUUGGUUCUUUUAUUCUGGAACAAUUGGCUCAAUAUUCGGGCAACAUGUCCCAGGUUCCUUACGGCAAUGAGUUGACCCAAAUCUACAAUCCAAACGACACCGUCAGGCUCUAUACCAGGAUGGACGUCAGUUCAUCUAAUGGCAUUCCUCCUCUCUGGAUCUUUUUGAUCAUUGUGCUGGCAAUUCUACUUGCCGUCGUUCUGGUCACUUCCAUUAUAAUGCAUAUGGUUCAGCGAAGGCAACGUCACGCAUUGCAACGCCGCGUGGCUAACGGUGAAGUGGAUCUCGAAGCCCUAGGGAUUAAGCGCCUUAAUGUGCCCCAAGAUAUCCUUGAUAAAAUGCCUAUUUACACCUACACCUCCAAAACAGGAGCACCCCUCACCCAGGACACGGCGACCGACCGAACCGCCGAACCAGAGACCAACAGUACCGACAGCACUGUAGUCCCUCCGACCACGCCUAACGGCAGUCUAACCCGAGAAGUCCCUUUCAGUCAACCCACCUGCCCCAUCUGUCUCGAUGACUUUGUUCACAACGAAUCAACGGUCAGAGAACUCCCUUGCAAUCACAUCUUCCACCCCGAAUGCAUCGACUCCUUCCUUCGAGAUAACAGCUCUCUGUGUCCGAUGUGCAAGAAAUCCUCACUUCCAGCAGGCUAUUGCCCUGUGGUGGUGACCAAUUUGAUGGUGCGGAGGGAACGUCUUGUCCGAAGAAUGCGACAACGCAGAAUCGCGCAGGCCGGUCAGGCCGCUGCUGCUGCCAAUGCCCCUGGCCCCACCAUGCCGACUCCCAUCGCUGCUAUGAACCGUUCCGUCCGCAGAAUGUCGACACCUUUCCGGUCACGCCCGCAUCCUGACAGUAGUGCCGCUGGAGCACACGGCGCCGUUGCUGAAUUACAACCGAUUGGUGACCGAAGGCAAACGCUCAACGAUGACAUGCCUCCUGAAAUCCGCGCUCAAGGCACGAGUGCUAGAAGGGCAUGGCGUAGAGAAAGACUGGCCCGACAAGAAGCCAGCAAUUAUAAUGAACAGGCCGAGGAGGCUCGAGCAGCCGAUGUCGCCAGACCUCUCUGGCGUCGUGUUGUUGGUCGAGUGUUCCCCCGCUUUGAAUGAGGUCGUGAUGUGAGGUGGUCUUAACCACGGUAACGACGACUCCGAUUCACGAUCCAUGUACUUUUGGGAGUUUGGUUUGUUUGUAUAGCGUGCUGUUGAGCGACAGGGUUUUCUUGGGCUGUACGCAUUUGGAAAUUAUGGGGGUGUGCAGCAAGUGCCUUGCUCGCCUCGAUGUUUGACGCAAAGUCUGGGAUUUAAAAGCGAACCAAGAUUUGGAUGCCAUGUUACUGUUGUUUGAGCCGCCCCCGCCCUUGUAUACUCAAACGAUCUGGGAGUUUAUAGCCUGAUUUUGAAUCUUAUGCUGAACACCCAACCAUAUCCACAUGUGUCAUCAAUCUUGCGUUCCCUGUAGAGGCAUUCCAAUCUCCCGAGAUGAAUUCAUUCUCAAAUCAACUAGCAAACUUA